CCCCAUCCUCUCGCCAUGGACGCUCCGAAUCAAGAUAUCAACCUUAACUCUCCCAACAAAGGUCUGCCUGAAAAUAUGACUGACGUGCCAGUGGAUACUCCAGCAGAGCUCAGAAGUGAACUUAGCAAGGUUGAAGAUGAAAUAGCAACACUUCGGCAGGUCCUAGCUGCCAAGGAAAAGCAUGCUUCAGAGAUCAAAAAGAAGUUGGGGUUGACUCCUUUUAAUGAGCUCAAGCAGAAUCUUACCAAAAGCUGGCAAGAUGUGCAAGCAUCCAAUGCUUAUAAGAAGACUCAAGCAACACUUUCUACUGCUGGAUCCAAGACCUCCAGUGCCAUUUCCAGUGUUGGAUCAGUUCUUAGCAGGACGCUGGGAGAAAUUAAGGAAUCGCCUACAUUCAAAUCAUUUGAAGAAAGUGUUGGAAAUCUAAAGGCUAAGGUUAUUAGAAAUGAAAAUAAUGCCAAAGAUGGCUAUCAUACUCCUACUGCUACAAGUCCAAGUGCAGAAGAAAAGCUACCCCAGGACAAUGCACCUUUCUGAGCAAGAGCUGCUGUUUUCAAUACCUAAGUCGCUGAUUUCCAAAUCUACAUUGAAUUUAUUGCAGUUACAAACAUCGCCUAAAUGUACAUAUGGUUAUUUGAUGCCCAUUUUGGAAAAGUGUAUUACUGCUGUUCUGGAAAUCUGAUAACCAUUUUGUAAUAUGUAAAACUUGCGCAAAAAAAAAGACCAUCUGAAUUCUGUCAAGUUUUAAAGCAUCACAUUCUCUUUAGAAAGCUAUUGUCACCAAUAAAAUUUAGCUUUGAGUACUUCAAAACCUCAUUUUCAACAGACUUUCAAGCACACUAACUGUGAUUCAUAUCGUACUAGCCUUAUUCUGUGCUUUAAUUACACUUUUAUAAUUCUAGGACAACUUCCAGUACCAUGUAACCUUGUUUAGAAUCAUUGGAACAGCUGACACUGAGGAGUACUUAUUUGGUCAGGGAUUACUUCUGCUUUUAUUGUAUGUCCAGCAGCUUUAAAUAUGUUUGUUACAUUUAGGUUAGUGACUGGAGCAUGCUGAUUUUUCUUUUCAGAAGGAACAACAGCCAAAAAUACCAGCUGGAUAUAUGCUAUGGUUUGUAUCCAGUGGGCUCUAAGGGAUAUAAAUAUGAAAUUUUGUUGGGUUUUAUUGGAACGAAACACAGUCUAGAAUUUAGUUUAGUAUGUUUUGAUGCAUAAUGGUUAAUUCUUUGACCAUUUCUGUUUGCAAACAAAGAUGGGAUUUGGUGUGCUGUUAAGUGUAUACCAGGGUUUAAUUGUAUAUUUCCCUUUAUAUCACUAGAAUGCUCACAAUUAAAAAUUGGUUAUUAAAGCAA
Pristis pectinata (smalltooth sawfish) is the source of this 1352-nucleotide messenger RNA. Its product is annotated as tumor protein D54-like. NCBI's taxonomy places the organism in Eukaryota, Metazoa, Chordata, Chondrichthyes, Rhinopristiformes, Pristidae. Bases 16 to 537 code for a protein of 173 amino acids. The transcript is spliced from 7 exons. Gene Ontology annotation, cellular component: cytoplasm. The record is from RefSeq and is a predicted model, not a curated record.